AUGAGUGGUUGCGAUGAAACAGAGGAUGAUCAAUUCUUUGACUGCCGUGAUGAGAUCACUUCUGUGUCCGAUUUGUAUUGUUCGAAUUCUGGGCUUGCUAAUUAUGCUUUAGGAUACGAGGUUUGGACAGAGAAACCAGAAAGUGUUGAUGAACGACGCAGUAAGUUUUUGAGAUGGAUAGGUUUGAAUUUAGAUUGGCACACUACAGAAAGAGACGAAGAGGAAGGUUUUUGCAGUGGUGAAGGUAAAUCCGGCUACGAUAGAUUAACAGAUAAUGGAGAAACUGUGCUGGCAAAUGUUGAAUCAGAACAACAGCUUUCCUUGAGUUGUUCAGCGCAUUCUUUGCAGUCGACUGAAUCGUUGGAAUUCAUAGAAGGCAGUGCAAUGGAGAAUUUUGUGUGGAAAAUAAGGAAUCUGGAUGAUGGAACUGAACUUGUUGUGGAUGGAAAGGAUAGGGAUGGUAUGCUCGCUAGACUACGGAAAGUGGGUUCCGAUAAAAUGGUUUCACUUGAAGAGUUCCUAAGAACACUUGGCUCAUUUUCUUUGGUUCAACGGUUUUUGCAUAAAGAAUCAAAGGGAAUUAACAUGGUUGGCACAAAGAAGAAAGUAAACAGUGGUUGGAUUGGGAAAUUGAGUGGCUUGACUCGUAAUGCAGAUUGGAGAAAGGGAGUUCAUUUCAGACCUAAUGAGAACAGUUCAAAGAUAGCGGCCGGAACUCGAAGAGUUCAAGUUAAUGAAUGUAAAAAACGUUCAAAGGAAUUGUCAUUUCUUUGUACAGGGCAAGAAUUUUCUGCACACGAGGGCUCAAUCUUGACAAUGAAGUUCAGUCCUGAUGGGCAAUACCUGGCUACUGCUGGAGAAGAUGGAGUUGUACGUGUCUGGAAGGUGCUUGAGGAUGAGUCUCCGAACAAAUUUGAUCUUCAAGAUAUGGAUCCAUCUUGUUUAUACUUCUCGCUGAAUCAUUUAUCCUCGUUAGCUCCUCUUGAUGUUGAUAAAGAGAAGACUACCCCAAUGAAAAGUAUGAGAAAAUCAUCAGACUCGGCUUGCGCCAUUCUUCCCCCUAAAGUUUUUCAGUUAUUGGAGAAGCCUUUGCAUGAGUUCCAUGGGCAUAGCGGUGAAGUAUUGGCUUUAUCAUGGUCUAAGAAUGGGCAUUUGCUGUCAUCUUCAGUUGAUAAAACAGCUCGCUUAUGGACAUUGGGGCAUGAUCAAUGCCAAGGAAUUUAUUCACAUAAUAACUAUGUGACCUGCAUCGAAUUCAAUCCUGUAGAUGAUAAUUAUUUCAUAAGUGGCUCCAUAGAUGGGAAAAUACGCAUCUGGGAAGUUCAAGGUUGUCGAGUCAGAGAUUGGACUGAUAUUAGAGAAAUAGUGACUGCUGUGUGUUAUCGUCUUGAUGGAAAGAGAGGCGUUGUAGGCACAAUGGAUGGCAAUUGUCGUUUUUAUCACAUUGUUGAUAAUUGUUUGGAAUUGGAUGUUCAAGUAUGCUUAAAUGGGAAGAAGAAGUUGGCUGGAAAGAGGAUAGUUGGACUUCAGUUUUGCCCUAAUGAUGCGAACAAAGUAAUGGUCACUUCUGCUGAUUCACAAGUACAAAUACUUCGUGGGACUGAUGUCAUCUGCAAAUUCAAAGGCAAUCGAAGUUCGGGAAGCCAAGCAACUGCAUCUUUCACGUCAGACGGUGAACACAUUGUCUCAGCCACAGAGGACUCAAACAUCUGUAUCUGGAACUAUACUACUGAGGACAAGAAAUCAGCUCGACCAAAGAAUGUACGAUCACGUGAGAGUUUCUUCUCACGCAACGCAUCCCUUGCUAUACCUUGGGUUGGCUUAAAAACCAAGUUGGGGGCACUACCAGGAAGUAUUUUAGGAAACGUAAAUUUCGACGAGAAAUUGCUCCAAAAACUGCCUGCAUCUUUCCCUGACCUUUUCACAAUGAGCCGAGGGUUCUUGGAUUCUAAAGGAUCUGCAACAUGGCCGGAGGAGAAACUGCCCAAUUCAAGUUCCGUGCCAGUUUCCCCUUCCGUAUGUAAAUCUGAAUUCAAGUUUCUAAAGAGUGCUUGGCAGAAUGCAUUGCAUUCUCCUCAUCUGUGGGGUCUCGUGAUCGUUAGUGCAGGCUGGGAUGGAUGUAUUAGAACAUUUCUCAAUCACGGGUUGCCUAUUCGAUUUUGA
This is a messenger RNA of Fraxinus pennsylvanica, 2163 nucleotides long. NCBI's taxonomy places the organism in Eukaryota, Viridiplantae, Streptophyta, Magnoliopsida, Lamiales, Oleaceae. The record is from the annotation of a GenBank genome assembly.